UUUCUCUGGUCAGCAAAGUGAUUUAUACAAAGGGAAAAUAAGAAGAAAUGAAAGUUAACAUUUUACCCUGAAGAAGUUUUUUUGCAAAAUGUCCACGGCCAUAAACGACGAAAUACAGAGCAUUUCUUGUCACAAUAUUCGUCCGUUGUUUUUACAUGGCUAUAUAGGACCAUUUGUUAUUCUUUAUGCUAUAUGGCUGUAUUCUUGGAUAUUUAUAUACGGUCUUGAGAGUUAUUUUGAAGCCGGUUUGAUCGUCCUUGCAAUCAUCGGCUUGUUGCAAAUUUUGGUGUCACUUUUUUGUGUUUGGUCCGUUGAUGUCAGAUGUAGUCUUACAUGUUCAAAGGUUAAACACCCUGAUGAUGCUUCAUGGCUAAAAGUUGUACCCACAACCAAUAAUGGCUCAACAGAAUUUGUUAAAUUGCACAAAGAAACAACUACCACACCACAUGAACUCUGGUUCAACUUCCAGAAAACGCGAUAUAUUUAUGACCGAGAGGAGAAGAAGCAGUUUCUAUCAAUACCCUUCCCUGAUGAUAAGUCUAUUGGAUACUACAUGGACUCUAAAGGAUACCUUGAAGAGGAGGAAAUUAAACAAGCAGAAAAGUUUUAUGGUCAAAAUAAAAUGGAAAUGGACCUGCCUAAGUUCAUGGAACUGUUUAAGGAGAGAGCUACAGCCCCCUUUUUUGUGUUCCAAGUUUUCUGUGUUGGUCUAUGGUGUUUAGAUGAGUAUUGGUACUACAGUGUGUUUACCCUGUUCAUGCUGAUUGCAUUUGAAGCCACUCUUGUUCAACAACAAUUAAGAAACAUGUCAGAGAUCAGGAAGAUGGGCAGUAAACCCUAUCUUUUACAGGUGUAUAGAAACAGAAAAUGGAGACCUAUUCUGAGUGAUGAGUUAUUGCCUGGAGAUAUAGUGUCAAUAGGUCGUUCACAAGAUGAUCAUGUGAUACCAUGUGACAUGCUGUUGCUACGAGGACCAUGUAUAGUAGAUGAAGCCAUGUUGACUGGAGAAUCAGUGCCUGUAAUGAAGGAAUCAGUAGAACAUAUAGACAGGGACCAUAUAUUAGAUAUGGAACUUGAUGGAAAACUUCAUGUACUGUAUGGUGGCACUAAAGUUGUACAGCAUACACCACCAAGUAAAACAGGGGCAGGUCUUAAAGCAAGUGAUAACGGCUGUAUUGCCUACGUUAUUCGUCACAGUUUUAGCACAUCUCAGGGGAGACUACUCAGAACUAUUUUGUUUGGUGUGAAACGAGUAACAGCUAACAGUUUAGAGACUUUUGCAUUUAUUCUGUUUCUGCUAAUUUUUGCGAUCUCUGCUGCAUCUUAUGUGUGGAUCAAAGGUUCAGAGGAUCCAAAGAGAAAUCGCUACAAGUUAUUUUUAGAAUGCACAUUAAUUCUGACAUCAGUUGUCCCCCCUGAAUUACCAAUAGAGUUGUCAUUAGCUGUCAAUACAAGUUUGCUGGCAUUAACAAAGUUAUAUGUAUUCUGUACAGAGCCUUUUAGGAUACCAUUUGCAGGAAAAGUUGAUAUAUGUUGCUUUGACAAAACAGGAACACUGACAGCUGAUAAUUUAGUUGUUGAAGGUGUUGCUGGAAUCAAUGGAACAGAGCUAAUACCUGCCAGUGAAGCACCGUUAGAAACAAUUCAUGUAAUGGCUACCUGUCAUAGUCUGCUGGUCCUGGAUGAUGAGCUAGUCGGUGAUCCUUUGGAGAAAGCCACACUCAAAUCUGUUGAAUGGAACUUGACAAAAGGAGAGACUGUUGUUCCUCAGAAGAAGAAGACACAUGGUUUGAAGAUCUACCAGAGAUUUCACUUUGCUAGUGCAUUAAAGAGAAUGUCUGUCAUAGCAGGACACACUCCAGCAGGCAGCAGUGAAACAGAAUAUCUAGGGGUGGUGAAAGGAGCUCCAGAAACACUGCAGUCAAUGUUCAAGAAUUGUCCAGCUGACUAUGAAGAAGUAUACUUAGAGAUGUCAAGAAGAGGGGCCAGAGUUCUAGCUUUGGGGUAUAAGAAACUUGGAGUUCUGUCUCAUCAGCAGGUUAGAGAUCAGACAAGAGCCUCCAUUGAAAGUGAUUUAACAUUCUGUGGGUUUGUGAUAAUUUCCUGUCCAUACAAAGCUGAUUCCAAGUCUGUUAUUAAAGAGAUCAUUAACGCUUCUCAUUAUGUAACCAUGAUAACUGGAGAUAACCCGUUAACUGCUUGUCAUGUGGCAAAGAAGCUUAAAUUUACAGAGAAAACCACACUGAUCCUAACACAUCCAAAUGAUAAAGAUUCUUCCUGGCAUUGGCAGUCUAUAAAUGACAAAGUUAUCAUACCACUGACUUCCAAGAAUAUUAGGAAAGAAAUAAUAGAAAAGUAUGAUUUAUGUUUAACAGGGGAGGCACUCACCUAUUUACAAACUGAGGACCCUAAGUUAAUGAAGACAUUAUUGCCAAAUGUUCGAGUGUUUGCCAGAGUUGCUCCCAAACAAAAGGAAGUUGUCAUAACAACAUUAAAAAGUUUGGGUUUUACAACACUUAUGUGUGGAGAUGGUACAAAUGAUGUAGGUGCCCUGAAACAUGCACAUGUUGGUGUUGCAUUAUUAGCAAAUGCUCCAGAAAAGUUACCAGAGAAGAAGAAAAGGAAGUCAGAGGAGGAUGGUGAAGCCAAUCACACAAUGAAUGAUAGAGCUGGGCCAUCUUCAAUGAAAGGAAAACCUGGUGGCAGAGUAGCCAAACAGAGAGCUAUAGCAAGGGGAGAUAAUUUAGCUCCAACACAGAAAAAGUUGGCUAACAUGAUGAAAGAAUUAGAAGAAGAUGAGAAAGCUCAAGUUGUUAAGUUAGGAGAUGCUAGCAUAGCUUCACCAUUCACAUCAAAAUUAUCAACAACUACAUGUGUUUGCCAUAUAAUCAAGCAAGGUAGAUGUACCUUAGUGACAACAUUACAGAUGUUUAAGAUUCUAGCACUGAAUGCAUUAGUCUUAGCCUACAGCCAGAGUGUUCUAUAUUUAGAUGGUAUCAAAUUCAGUGAUAGCCAAGCUACCAUGCAAGGACUGCUGCUAGCUGGCUGUUUCUUAUUUAUAUCAAGGUCAAAGCCAUUGAAGACAUUAUCAAAGGAGAGACCUUUACCAAAUAUAUUUAAUUUCUACACACUAUUGACAGUGUUAUUACAAUUUGCAGUACAUUUCACAUGUUUAGUAUAUUUAGUACAAGAAGCAAAAGCUCUGACACCACCAAGUGAAGAUGAGUUUGUAGAUUUAGAAAGGAAAUUUUCACCUAGUAUAUUAAACACAACAGUAUAUAUUAUAUCUAUGGCAUUACAAGUGUCAACAUUUGCUGUUAAUUAUAGGGGGAAACCAUUUAUGGAAAGUUUAACAGAAAACAAACCAUUAUUAUAUAGUCUUGUAUUUUCUGGAGGAGCAAUUACAGCCUUGGCCAGUGGUACUGUUCCAGAACUAACAGAACAAUUUGAACUAGUCGAAUUACCAACAGAGUUUAGAAAUACAGUUUUACAGAUUUUAGCAGCUGACAUUCUAGGAUCCUUCCUUAUAGACAGAAUAAUGAGAUUCUUGUUUGGCAAGGGACAUCUACGAUCAACAUGAGAUUAAAUCAGUGUAGACAUUGGUGCUCGCUCAAUAACAAUGGAUUACUGGAAAAUUCAUAUUCUGUAGACAAAACCUCUUGACAGUUAUAGUAUACAUAUAAAAAAUCAUGGAAUUGCAAUAUUAGAAUGAAACAUAUUUAUACUUUUUCAUGGAUUAGACAUGAUUUUAUUUUUUUUAACCAUUGUUUGUUCAUAAAAACCAUUCAUUCUGUAGAAUGUGGAACCCUUUUGGAUUCAUUUUUCUGUCGUUCACCGAUUUUUUGUGGAUUUAAUGGAUUAAGUUAUGAAAAAAGUUAUAAAGUUUAUAAAUAUAUAGAUGUGCAAAAGAUACUGUGGAUUCAUUAUUGUGGGGGUACACAUUUUCAUGUAUUUCAUGGGUAGAGAUAAAGCACUAUUAAAAGUGUUCAAGGAAUUAAACAUUUUCUAUAAGUUCGUAAGAAGACUUUGGCAACCACAAAAUCAAAUAUCCACAAAAAUGCAAGUUUUUCUCAAUCCACGAAAAUUGGUACACAUACAAAAAAUCAACAGUAGGCGUUUUUGUCAAAGCCAUGAAAUCAAAUCUUCCAGAGAGUACAAUAACCCUCAAUCCACAAUAAAUGGUUCUCUUUGAAAAUAACAAAUUUAUUGUCUCUGAAGACUUUAAUAUGAUAUUAAGAGAAUAGGUACACAAACUCUCUCAAUGCCUGUAAAUCAUUUAAAUGCUGCAAUAUUCAUUUGGAGCAAAACCAUUUUCAUUGCCCUUGGUUUUUGCACCACUUGCCCUCAUACUUUUUAAAGUAACAAUAUAAUAUUAGAAAAAGUAUAAAGUUUCCUGUUUGAAUAAUACUGACACAAUUGGAGAAAAAAAAAUGAACGUUUUUACUAUUUCUUGAUGACAGAAGCUUUAUAAUUACUUUUAUCGGUCAUCCAACUGUCUAUAUCACUCUGUCAUGUCUGUUCAGCUCUUAAUAUUAUUCUGUAUCAUGUCUUUGUGACGUCAAAUACAUUGACCCUGCCUUAAUAACUUUGACCCGGACAUAUCAGCGACGUCAUAAUGUUUGAACCGACGUUAAUAACUUUGACCCGAACCUAUCAAGUCAUCUUAUGUGUGCUGGUGAAACAAAGAAAACACUUCUGAAACAUGCAAAUAUAGCCGGAUAAAUCGAUUAUCAGGUUAUCUGCAUGUUGAUAUCGUAAAAUAUCAGCUGCGAGACAUAAUAUGAAGCUUUUUGUCGAGUGAGCGUAGCGGUACUUAUCAUAUCUACACAUUUUCUGAAGUUCAAUAUUGUGUCCAAAGUUUUCAAAAAAAAGAUAACAAUUUCAGCUGGAUGACUAUGAAAAAUUUUAAAUAGAUUGUUUUAUUUAUGAAUAUUUAUAUAAAUUAUUAAUAUUCUUUAUUCAAAACCCCUAACAUCUAAACUGAUCUGCUUACAAUAACUAAUUCUUUGAUGGCAUAAGUUUUUUUAAUUUAUUCUAAAGAAAUGAUUUAUAUAUAAUUUUUUUUGCCUUUUGUUUUAGCUGACGCAAAUGUUUUUUUUAUAUUGUUCUAGCGUAAAUACAUUUAUACAAGUACAUGAUGUAGAAUUUGCCUGUAACUUUUCUGUCAAGAGUGGGUGAAAUGGUAUCAUUUAUUAUUGCCUGAUAACAUAUUUUUAAACAUUGUAAUGAAUUGUUUAUGAAUUUAUUUAUUGUCAACAAUGUAUAAUUUCAUAUUGAAAUCUCAAAUAAAACCAGAAGUAUA
Molecule: messenger RNA, 5302 nt
Organism: Mytilus trossulus (common blue mussel)
Lineage: Eukaryota; Metazoa; Mollusca; Bivalvia; Mytilida; Mytilidae
Product: endoplasmic reticulum transmembrane helix translocase-like
Exons: 27
Coding region: 89-3580 (1163 amino acids)
Biological process (GO): transmembrane transport; intracellular calcium ion homeostasis
Cellular component (GO): endoplasmic reticulum membrane
Molecular function (GO): ATP binding; ATP hydrolysis activity; ATPase-coupled monoatomic cation transmembrane transporter activity
Source: RefSeq, a predicted model, not a curated record